AUGGCGACACAACAUUCAACAGGCGACGGGUGGGCGCAUCACUUUUCCGUCGUCAACAUACCUUUUGGCAUAGCAUCGUCGCCUCGCUUCCCCUCACCCCAGCCCGCCACCAGGGUCGACAACGACGUCAUUUUUCUUUGCAAACUUUACGAGCAAGGACUGCUCAGCAGCGUGCCGGACCUCCCCGCUGGUGUCUUCAAGUACUCGACCCUCAAUGCCUUUGCGGCGCUGCCCAAGACGGUGCACAGCGCCGUGCGCGAGGCCAUACAAAAUGCCUGGCGGGAGGGGAGUGUUUCUAGCGAGAGCAGGGAGGACGUCAGCAGUGUCACUAUGCACCUUCCUGUUCACGUGAGCGACUUUACAGACUUCUCGUGCAGCCUAGAACACGUCAAGAACGCCGGGCGCAUCGUCGUUAACAACGCCAACCCACCGCCGGGCUUCUUCCACUUCCCCACCGCCUACGCCGGGCGGGCCAGCUCCGUGGUGGUGUCAGGGACGCCCAUCGAGCGGCCGCUGGGUCACUUUCCCGACCGCACGGUGCAGGUGGAAGCCCCCGCCAAGCCGCCCGUCAUCUUUGCGCCGACGCGCGCGCUGGACUACGAGGUCGAGUUCGCCGCCGUGAUCGGCACCCCGCUGCCCAUGGGCCAGCGCACGGCCAGCGUCGCCGCCGUGGACCGCCACAUCUUUGGCUUCGUGCUGCUCAACGACUGGUCCGCGCGCGACAUCCAGGGGCUCGAGAUGCUGCCGCUCGGGCCCUGCAACGGCAAGAACCUGGGCACCAGCGUGUCGCCGUGGGUGGUGCUGCCGGACGCCCUGUCGCCGUUCCGCACGCAGGGGCCCGAGCACCUUGGUCCCGUCGCGCCGCACCUCGCCGACCCCGUGCGCGGCACCUUUGACGUGACCUUUGAGGUGGCGGUGCAGCCCGCCGGGGCCGGGGAUUUUGCCACCGCGGGCAGGUCGAGCCUCAAGGAUCUGUACUGGACGCCGCGGCAGAUGGUGUCGCAUAUCGUGAGCGCCGGUGCGCCGUUGCGGACGGGGGAUUUGAUGGCCACGGGCACGGUGAGCGGCGCCGGGAGGGACAAGGCAGGCUGUCUGCUCGAGGCUACCGAGGGUGGCAAGGUGCCGCUCGAGCUUGGAGGAGGGCUGAAGAGGGCGUACCUGGAAGAUGGGGACGUUGUGCGGAUCACGGCGGUUGCAGGUGGUGAGGGCAGUGGAGUGGGUUUUGGGGAGGUGGUUGGCCAAGUAUUACCUGCGCGAGAACUUGCCUAG
This is a messenger RNA of Pyricularia oryzae 70-15, 1269 nucleotides long. RefSeq names its product fumarylacetoacetase. Lineage: Eukaryota; Fungi; Ascomycota; Sordariomycetes; Magnaporthales; Pyriculariaceae. Bases 1 to 1269 code for a protein of 422 amino acids. Gene Ontology annotation, molecular function: fumarylacetoacetase activity. The record is from RefSeq and is a predicted model, not a curated record. Gene Ontology annotation, biological process: L-tyrosine catabolic process; L-phenylalanine catabolic process; homogentisate catabolic process. The transcript has 2 exons.